CUGAGUAGCUUGACACUGGUGGCAGGAAUGGCGGCUAAGAUUACUAGAGGAAGGAACCAAAAGAAACUUUACUUCUAACGGCCCCACUGAGGAAUUUAUUUUCAACGACACGCAGAAACACCAUCCCUUAACGGAUUAAAGGGAUACGAAGUGCUAUAACGUGAGAAUAACGCGGUAGAUGUCCAUGCUAAGGAGGUGGACGCACUUUGCGACUUGCUAGUUAGCUUAACGUCAGUGACACUGACUUUGAUUCAAGGUAGCUGUUAGCUCGAUGUGCUACUAGCCAGCUGUUGGCUACUGGGCUUGGCUGGCCCAACAAGUUAACUAGCGUUAAGUGAUUAACUGUAUGAAAACAUUCCUUAUUUGACUAUUUGAGCGGUCAUCAGCUGUCGUUGUCAACAGAUAGUGUUAGGGUCUUAACAGAGAGUGGGAUUAGACGACAACAAGAACAUUAUUACUGCUGACCUAGCUGGUGCAGUAACGCCUGAAGUCUCGCCCAUUUUUGGGAUCCUGCCCCAGCCAUUGGCUUAGGGCUAAUCAACAGCCAAGUAGUCUGGUUUUCAGGGUCGAUUUGUACUACGAUGGAAAGUCUAACGCUGACUGAUGUCGAACAGAAAUAUUACUCGGAUUUGUUCGUCUACUGCGACACGGACAACACCAAAAAAGUGGCUUCCAAUGGGAGAGUUCUUGACCUUUUCCGGGCGGCCCAGCUACCCAGCGAAGUUGUCCUGCAGAUCACCGAGCUGUGUGGAGCCACUCGGCUGGGCCACUUUGGGCGGAGCCAGUUCUACAUCGCUCUGAAGCUCAUUGCCAUUGCCCAGUCCGGUCUGCCGCUGAGGGUGGAAAGCCUCAACUCAGUCAAAGACCUGCCGCUGCCCAGGUUCGUGGUGGGGAAGAAUGAGGCAGAGGCGAGGCACGCAGCGCUGUACCAGGACGCAGACAGUCAGGGGUUGUACCCAGCCUCUGCCGCUGCAGUAAUGCCCAGACCACCAGGCCGGGGUUUCCAAAACAAGAAAGCUCCCCCAACAUCCACUUCACUUCCUGCCCACGAGGUCAUCCAGCCCCUGGUACCCAGCAUAGACCCACAGCCCGAACCGACGUCCCCCGUGGUCUCCCCUCACCAGUCUCCCCCCACCUCCCCUCCCUCGUGGAGGAAACACAAGCGGCAGCCCAGUGGAGGGAACGCAGACAGACAGCCGGUGGUGGUACCAACUGGAGCUGUGUGGACGCAGUUCAGAGAACCACAAACAGGUCCAGUGCCCGGUGAAGGCAUGUGGCCGUCCCACUCGCCCCCGCCUCUGAGUCAGGAAAGCUGGGUCAGUUUCACAGCAGACACCCCGCCAUCCAGCGCAAUCCCAGGAAUGCAUCCCUCGUCAGUCCAGGAAAGCACAACAAUACGAACUGUGGCCUCAGCAGCAAUGACCAAUGAGAUCCAGCGACAGUCCAGCGGCUACGACGAUCCGUGGAAGAUCACGGACGAGCAGAGACAGUAUUAUAUUAACCAGUUCAAAACCAUCCAGUCAGACCUCACCGGCUUCAUACCUGGUUCAGCUGCAAAAGAGUUCUUCACCAAAUCCAAACUACCGAUUUUAGAGUUAUCACAUAUUUGGGAGCUGUCAGACUUCGAUAAAGACGGAGCGCUGACCCUGGAUGAGUUCUGCGCCGCCUUCCACCUGGUUGUGGCCAGGAAAAAUGGCUACGACCUCCCUGAGAAGCUGCCUGAGAGCCUGAUGCCAAAGCUGAUUGACCUGGAUGACUCAGCAGAGGUUCCGGAGCAGACUGCUGAUGUUGGAUACUCGGGCUCCCCGGUGGAGGUCACCCCCAGCAAGUCUCCCUCCAUGCCUUCCCUCAACCAGGCCUGGCCAGAGAUGAACCAGAGCAAUGAGCAGUGGGAGACGUUUAGCGAGCGCUCCUCCAGCUCACAAACUCUGACCCAAUUUGACUCUAACAUUGCACCAGCUGACCCUGACACGGCCAUCGUGCACCCAGUUCCCAUCCGGAUGACACCCAGUAAGAUCCACAUGCAGGAGAUGGAGCUAAAGAGAACUGGGAGCGACCACAACCACCCGACCAGUCCCCUGCUGGCUAAACCUCCCGAACUGUCUGAAGAAGCCCAGUUACCUGCCUCCAUGAAGUUCGUAGCCGCCAACACUGUAGGUGAUGGUUACAGUAGUUCAGACUCCUUCACCUCAGACCAGGAGCCAAUCACAAGACAACGGUCUCAGUCGGGAACGUCUCCAGAGGCUCUGAAGGUGGUACCCCCCUCCCCCUCCCCCCGCCCCCACCCCUCUCACUCUCGGUCGUCGUCUCUCGACAUGAACCGCACCUUCGCCGCCGCGUCUGCCCCAGGACAACCACAAUCCUCUACGAUAGCUUACCCGCCCGCUGUGCCCCCUCGACCGCUACCCACACAGACAUCAGCACCACACACCGGGCAUCGUGCGGAGGCAGAGGGCGCAUCAGGAGGCGGAGCGGCGCUCACCACCACCUCCCCCCAACAGAUUCCCCAGCAGCCCAAUUUCGCCGACUUCAGUCAGUUUCAGGCCUUCGCUGCAUCUGAACAGCCUUCCAGCCUGCCGGAGGUCGACAUGCACAGUGAGCCUGGACAGGUGGAGAAGUCCUCCGAGGGAGCCGGCCCUUUAAGAACAGUCAAGAGUGACGGACAAGUAGACGAUAGAGUCUCAGCUACUGUCAACUCUGCCAAAGGUUCUGUGUCUGGUCCACUAGGGCCUCCUCCAAAACCUGUGCGCCGAAGGUUGAAAUCUGAAGACGAGCUACGACCGGAGGACGAGCAACACGGUCCACAGAAGUUAAACGUCAUAGCAGCUGUCCUGGCGACUCAGCCGUCCAUCCCCAGGUCAGUAGGAAAGGACAAAAAGGCGAUCCAAGCUUCAAUCAGAAGAAACAAAGAGACAAACACAGUGUUGGCACGACUUAACAGUGAACUGCAGCAACAGCUGAAGGACCUUCUUGAAGAGAGGAUAUCCCUGGAAGUCCAGCUGGAGCAGCUCAGACCUUUCUCUCAUCUUUAACCAACGUGAAGAGGCAAACUCAGCUGUAGUCCAUCUGAAGCAAAGCUGUGGCCCUCGGCGUGACUCUCCCUCCAUCCCUCCCUCCUCCUUCCACCAUCUCGGCUUUCCCUGGAGCCUCCGACCUGCUGCAGGGCGCUCCGUUAAUACUCUACUGCUCAACUAACACUUGUAUUAAUCAUAAACCGGAAGGACAUGAGAGCAAAGUCUUGCCAAGAGGAGGAGGUGACAGGAGCAUUGGGGGGGAUGGGGUGAAUUUUACAAACUGGCACUUUUCAAAUUUCUCUACAGAGAGGUGAACGCGAGGACAACAGCGGACUGAGAAACGGUUAGGAGUGACGGACAAGCCGCUCCAACUGCGAGUGCCGUCUGAAGACAAACUGCUGGUGUCUGAUGACUCUCUGAAUGACUGAAGUAGGAAGGCGGAGUGUGUUUGGCGUGUGUGCGUGUGUGUGUGUGACCGUUUGUGUAUUUGUGUUUCUGUUUAGUGACUUGAAGCUAGCAACAAUAUGUUUAUUCUGUCUUGGGGUGUUCUGUCGCACAAAACUCCUAAAUUAAUAGAAGCAGUUUUGUAUUUUUUU
This is a messenger RNA of Perca fluviatilis (European perch), 3610 nucleotides long. RefSeq names its product RALBP1 associated Eps domain containing 1 (gene reps1). Gene Ontology annotation, biological process: endocytosis; endosomal transport. NCBI's taxonomy places the organism in Eukaryota, Metazoa, Chordata, Actinopteri, Perciformes, Percidae. Gene Ontology annotation, molecular function: calcium ion binding; protein binding. The record is from RefSeq and is a predicted model, not a curated record. Gene Ontology annotation, cellular component: cytoplasm; plasma membrane.